AUGUCCGAAUCAGCGGGCGCAAAUGCCCCCAAGCCAAGCAGCAGCGUGAAGCUCGUGCUGCUCGGAGAGGCUGCCGUGGGAAAGUCUUCUCUCGUCCUUCGCUUCGUCAACAAUGAUUUCCAAGAGAACAAGGAGCCAACCAUCGGCGGUAAGACACUCCUCCCGUUUCUCUACCCCCCUCCCCCAUCCAGCGAACCACACAAGAUCAAUGGAGAUGACUCAACAUUUCGCCCGGUCAUACCUGCCUUCCUUACACAGAAAUGCACCCUUCCUUCGCGCACAAUCAAGUUUGAGAUUUGGGAUACCGCCGGCCAGGAGCGGUUUGCCUCGCUUGCCCCGAUGUACUACCGCAACGCCCAAGCCGCUCUGGUGGUCUACGAUGUUACCAAGCCUUCUUCGCUAACCAAGGCGAAACACUGGGUGGCUGAGCUUCAGCGCCAGGCCAGCCCUGGGAUUGUCAUCGCGCUCGUCGGUAACAAGCUGGACUUGACCAACGACGGUGGCGAUGCCUCCGCUGCUCUCGAUGCCCAGGACUCGGCUGCUCCCGAGGGCGAUGAGGCAUCUGGCGAGGAACGUGAGGAGCAAAAUGCCACCCCCGGUGAUGCUCGGAAAGUGUCAACUCGCGAGGCAACCGGUUAUGCCGAAGAAGAGGGAUUGCUGUUCUUCGAGACCAGUGCAAAGACUGGAACCAAUGUGGUGGAUGUCUUCACGGCUAUUGCUAAUGCUAUUCCAGAAAGCAGUCUCAAGACUGGUCGCGGCCCAGCAGGAGCUGGCCAAACCGCUCUCGGUGGCCGGGCCGGAGAAGAUAGUCGUGUGAAUUUGGGUGAUCAAGGUGCUGCGACGGCCAAGGAGGGCUGCGCCUGCUGA
Messenger RNA from Penicillium verhagenii, 867 nucleotides. RefSeq names its product Rab family GTPase. NCBI's taxonomy places the organism in Eukaryota, Fungi, Ascomycota, Eurotiomycetes, Eurotiales, Aspergillaceae. Gene Ontology annotation, molecular function: GTPase activity; GTP binding. The transcript is spliced from 3 exons. Bases 1 to 867 code for a protein of 288 amino acids. The record is from RefSeq and is a predicted model, not a curated record.